UCGGAUGCAGUAGCAGCCGCAACAAAGCAGAAGGUAGAGGACGCCGAGAAGGCAUGUCUGUUGGCAGUUUAACAGCAGCACCAACAUGACGAGGCAGCAGCAAAGGCUGCUGAUGAAGAACGAGUCCAACGUCGAGAGAAGAUAUUCAGCGGAGAGCAAGCUUUGCUCACAAUGGCAGUGGAUUGGCGGGCCGAGGUCGGGAAUGGCAAGAUGGAAGACAGUGAAAACAAGAUCGCUCUACUCCUCUCCCAUCUCACGGACCUCCUGGCAACAUGCAUUACACAGCAGGAGGACAUCCACAGCCUCGACGACACGUUGACUCAAGUCCGCGGCCGCCUCCGGCAGCUGGAGCAGCAACCUGUCGUCGCCCCCGAUGUCAGCUCUUCCAACACCUGCAAUCGCCUCGAGGCAUUGGAGAUUGACGUCAGCUCCCUCGAGAACGGCGUGCAGUUACAGCAAACCGCAACGCAACAGUUGGAGCAGCGGAUCUGUGCUGCCACCAACCACUCGAGCUCGGAACCGCGCGAGACAGCUCCAAAGUUCGAUGGGCAGGAGAUCUUGUGCGACUCGGCGAAGACAGAUCCGAUUUCAUGGUUCCUCAAGUUGGAGCUCACGUUACAGCUACACUACGUCAAAGAACACAAGCACCACGGGUACUUAUACUCCCGCUCGGGGGGCGCGUGCCAAGCAUGGUUGGACAAUCUCUUGUCCAAGUACGGAGUGGUAGUUGCCAACUUGCAUACCAAGAUCAGCUGGGAUGAUCUAAAGGCGGCGUGGCAUAAGCGGUUCCAAGUAGAGCCGCCGGAGAUCAAGGCAAUGGACAAGUUGAUGGUCUUUGAACAAGGCACGCUGUCGGGUGUUGAUUGGAUUGCCCAGUACCAACGCUUGACAUUCGUCCCAGACAUUCAAAUGGGCUUCAAAGCCAUCAAACACUACUUUAUCUCGAGGUCGUGUCCGACGUUGGGCAAUGCCUUGACUCACGUCGAGGACACCCUGGCGACACUAACAGAACUCUUCGACAAGGCGGCACAGAUUAUUGUCACGAACAAGGAGGCCAAUCAUCUCCAGUGUUCGUCUGCGCCAGGCUUGAGCAGAGAUCAGCAUCGGCCGAAAGUGGUCGUGGCCGCAGCGGCAACGCCAAACGACCAAACUAGCGAGGCCGUAUCUGCCAAUGAAGGGGACAGGCUCGCAGCCGCCCGGGAAGGACAAGACGUGUGUGCGGCAUCUUCUCCGUCCGACAGCGGCGACUUAUCGUCUUCAAGUGGUUCUUCAUGGGAUUCGGCGCGCGCAUUCAACAUAGAGGUAUUGGACCCGCUCACGUCCGAGGAUUUCGCAUGGCUUCCUCUCCCGACCACGGACCGCUUGCCAGGACUGCAAUGCGCAACACUAUGCGCUCAUCUUCACACGUACUUAUCCUUCUAUGCACCACCAACUUCACCGACGGAUGACGAAGUCGCGGUGGGGGACAUCCUUGGGUAUGUUACCAAGGUGGCCCGAGAGUUUCACAAUCAGCGCUACGACGAUAACAAUGCACCACUCCUCUAUGUCCGCAUCCAAGUUGGGCAAGCGUCCUGCAGCGCUUUGCUGGAUAGCGGCGCAUCUCGCAAUUUUAUGAGCCAAGCCUUUAUGCAAAAGGCUGGCCUUGGUGCACAAGUUCGAAGGAAGGCAAACCCGACAGCGGUGAAGUUGGCGAACGAAAAGACGCAGCAACUUAUCGACCGCUACGUCGAGGCCAUGGCGGUGUAUUUCGCACCUCAUGCAUGCGAACUGGUGACAUUCGACAUUUUCGACACGGAAUUCGACAUUAUUUUGGGAAUGCCUUGGCUUGCAAGUGCGGAUCACACGGUCAACUUCCACCGACAGACUCUUACCGUUCGCGAUGCCUUCGGCACCGAAGUGUUGUGUACUAUUCCUCUUCCGCACCCUUCGAUUCGGUGCCAAGUGGUGACAGCCAAGUCAUUCCGGGCUACUUGUGCUUACGAGCAGCCCGACGAAAUCGGCCUAUGUUUCCUAUGGACCUUCGCGGUAGCCGACUCUUCACCCACGGACUUGUCUUCGAACCCCCAUGUGGUGUGGUUGCUUGACGAGUUCGCCGACAUUUUCGAGUCACCUACCGGUGUGGUGCUGGAUCGGUCGAUCUCUCACGAAAUCAUUCUUGAGGCCGGUGUCGUGUCGUCGAAAGGUUGCAUUUAUCGCAUGAGCGAGGAGAAGCUUACGGUCCUCCAUGCACAACUCGAUGAUUUGUUGGACAAGGGCUGGAUCCGCCCUAGUAGCUCUCCAUACGGAGCGCCAAUUCUCUUCGUACGGAAGAAGAACAAAGAUCUACGAUUGUGCAUCGACUAUUGCAAACUCAAUGCGCAAACGGUCAAGAAUGCGGGACCUCUUCCUCGCAUCGACGAUCUUCUUGAGCGACUGGGCGGCACGAAGUAUUUUUCUAAGUUGGAUUUGAAGUCGGGAUAUCAUAAAAUCUCGAUCCGACCGAACGAUCGUUACAAGCGGUAUGGGCAUUUUGAGUGGGUGGUCAUGCCUUUUGGCCUCACCAACACCCCGACGACCUUUCAAGCGGCAAUGACCAAGGAGUUCCGUGCAAUGUUGGACCAGUUCCUGCUGGUCUGCUUAAACGAUAUUCUCGUCUAUAGCCGGUCAUUGGAGGAUCAUCUUGAGCACCUUCGACGAGUGUUGGAGACGCUUCGCCGUGCCAAGUACAAGGCCAACCUCGACAAGUGCGAAUUAGUCCGGCAAGAGCUGGAAUACUUGGGGCCAUUUUGUCACACCGGAGGGCAUCAGUCCACUAUCGGACAAGAUUCAAGCCGUCCAAGAGUGGCCGGAGCCACGGAACGUCACGGAUGUCCGGGCUCAUCAACAAAGGCAGUGGAGCAUUUCUUGAAAGUGCAGAAACCGUGUCCUUUUCGGACGGGGGAGAUUGUGGAUGAGCUUGUUACUCAGGGAGGCAAGGUCAACCCCAAAGACAAGAACACCCGGUACUUGCUGCAAAACUUCAGAGGACUCGCCAGGGGCGCAGAGGGGGGCGAUGAGGCUUCAGCGAAUGCAUCAGAUGUGGACGAUCCAUCGUCUUGGCCGGUGCCUCCGCCUGUUCGAAGGCGGUCUAUUCCACAAUUUGUUGCACCGAUCGCAACAACAGAUGAUGAAGCUGUAGUGAAGGGUGAUGAUGGCACCGGUGGAGGAGCGGCCCGUGUUGUGUUGGCGAAGACGCGGACCACAAUAAGAUAGGCUGGAAUUGCCUUCAACUUCUUGAACUUUGACACCACGCAGGCUCUUCACGGUGCUUACUUGGAGGUUGCUAAUGCAAAGCCGAAGGUGAAGUUGCCUACCUACAAGCAUAAGCAAACUGUCAUGUUGGACUACAUCUUCGUGAAGCGGAAGAUGAAGCUGUCGAGGAAGACGACUGACAAUAUCGAGGAGGAAAAGAGGCAAAAGAGACUGAAGAAGAUUCCAAAAGACCGGAUUCCGAAGAGCCUGCUGGAUGACGACUCAAGUGGGAGCAGCGAUCUUGAGGAUCUCAUGUGGAAGGGGAAGUGUUGGAACGAGUCGACUUCCGAGGAGAGUGACGGUGGGGAUGACAUUGGGAAGGACUCAAAUUUUGAGUUGGGGGGCAAGCCGGCGGUGCCAGCCACUACGUACGUCGGUUCAUGGCUUAGGAGGCGAGAGGAGGCAGAGGUGCUGCCUUCCGAGGCCAUUGACAGACUGGACACCGAUAUCGAGUUCUUGGCGCACCCUACGCCUGAUGCCAACGAGGAGGAAGCUGCUCGGGCCAAGGCUAUGGCAGAUAGGGAUGCCGCUUUGGUUCAGAGGCGGAUGUGUGAGGAGGAGGCUCGCCGUGCUGCUGUCCCCACCCGGAGGGAGAGAGAGAGACAGAGCAAACAGGUCAGCCAACAUGAGGAGCAGCAUAGUGAUGAAAAGGAUGAAAGGGUGGACAACAUGGAGGUAGAUGAGGCUGCCAUGCGUGCAGAACAUGAAGGGAGUUUGCAGCAUGCGGGAGGGGAUAUUGAAGCACUCGGAGAAAAAAAUGUGCAGCAAGAAGGAGAAAAAAGUUUGCUGCGAGAUGGGGGUGAUAUGAAGGAGGAUGCGAAAAAAACUCAGCAGCAAGACGGAGAGGAACUGCAACAACCAGCACCACCAACGGUUUACGCACGAAGACCCCGCCCACCGCCACUGCAGCAGCCUGCACCGCAAGAGCCGUGGGAGGACCAGCAGGUUGUGGCUGCGGAGCAUUACUAACACAAAAGUCGGACAUCAUUAAGGAAAUCGAAACCUUCUGCGCAGAAUGGCUGACAGGGGAAAGGGGGGGAGGGAGGAACUAGUAUGUAACAGCAGGCAUCUGGCGCCGGUUCCAGGGUGAAGAGGUUCCCCCCUCUCCCCAAUGUCCUGCCCAGUCAAUCCCCUGGAUUCCAGGGCAAUCAAUGCUGCCAGGAAUC
Chara braunii is the source of this 4436-nucleotide messenger RNA. Lineage: Eukaryota; Viridiplantae; Streptophyta; Charophyceae; Charales; Characeae. The record is from the annotation of a GenBank genome assembly.